AUUUUUUUUAUCGUGUUCUGAUGAUUACGUUUUUCCGGAUCUAAAUUUUUGGUAGAGACUGUAUGUUUAUUUGUUAAAUUGGCCGCGUAUUUAAAAAAGCCUCUUAUGCUGCCCGUGAUUAGUUCAGACGUGAACGAGUUGCAUGUUAGUUCGUUUCAUAAUAGUAAUUUACAUGCGCUUGGCGAAGUACAUACCAAACUUGGAUACAAGAACGAAGCUACGGAUUGACGAUGUGUGAAAACUGGGAAAAUCUUAUAGUGGACGAGAUCAAGAGCGAAUUGGUGCUCUUGAGUGAACAGAAAGGCAUCACGAAACCUGCGAUAUCGUGCACGCCGGGUAGUGCAAUCGGUGAUAAUUAUUUGGGAGAAAUAGUGAAUGUAAUUAUCGAAGGUGAUGAUGGAAAGGAAAAUGGAAAAAAUCGCCUUAACAUCAUUGUAAAGUGUGCCCCAAGGGCAGGAGCGUUUCGGACGAAAUUGCCCAUGCAUCAACUGUACCUCCGAGAGAUGUACGCUUACGAUACGAUUUUUAGAGAAUUUUUAAAAAUACAGAACGACUGUAAUGUCAAGGAUGUUUUUAAUCCUUUUGCUGUUUGUUACAAAACAAUUCCAACGGACGGCUACGAAACUUUGAUAAUGAAAAAUAUGAAAUCGAUAGGAUACUAUAUGGAGAAUAGGUUCAAACCGUUGGAUUACGACCAUGUCCUUUUAACGAUCAGGUCUUACGGGAAAUUACAUGCCCUCUCGUUCGCGCUAAGGGAACACGAACCUGAAAAAUUUCGAAAACUUGCGAAUAAUUUAAAGGAGGAGUUCUUCAGUAUAGUUGACCUUCCCGAGAAUUAUUACGAUCAAAUAACUAAACCAGCUUCCGAUUUAUUGGAAGGACCGUUGAAAGAAAAAUUUGAUGAUUACCGUUCCAGACUUCAAAGCAUUUUGGAGGAAGAACUGUGUGAAGAGACUCCAGGACGAUAUGCUGUGAUAGGACAUGGUGAUUGCUGGACCAAUAAUUUUUUAUUUAAGAGAGAGGAUUUCGGGACAGCUAAGAAACCAACAUCAAUAAUUUUCCUAGAUUGGCAGUUGUGCAGAAUGAGCUCGCCGUUUGCCGACUUAUUCUAUUUUAUUUUCGUCUGUACCGAUAAGGAGUUCAGAGACAUACACUUUUACAAUUUAAUGGACGAAUAUUACAAAAGUUUCUCCAAUUUCUUGUGGAAACUCGGAUGUGAUCCUGGCCAAGCGUUUCCCCGGCACAUUUUCGACGAACAUAUGAAAAAGUUCAUGGGCUACGGAUUGUACAUGGCAGUGUCCAUAUUAAAAAUGUUGUUAGCCGAAAAAGAUGAAAUACCUGAUUUUAAAAACAUGAGCGAGGAGGAUCUUAACAAACUCUUUGCAGAACCUCCUGAUAUCAAGUCAACUGCCGGCUAUGACAAGAGAAUAGUCGAUGUAAUUACCGAUGCACAAAAUUAUGGAUGUGUUUACCUUCAGUAGUCUUUUCCAUAUGAAAUACAUUUCAACAGGGUGCAACAUCUUCAAGCUUAAUGAUCGUUAAGAUGGUAAAAUAACUUAUGUAUCAGUAUUACCCAGAGCAACACAAACAUUAAUCUAUUUUGUGAAACAGUUUGAAAUAAUAUAGGGAAUUGUUUGUAAAAACUAAUAAAUAUUUAGGAAGUAAA
This is a messenger RNA of Agrilus planipennis (emerald ash borer), 1666 nucleotides long. RefSeq lists its product as uncharacterized. The coding region runs from base 231 to 1481 and encodes 416 amino acids. The record is from RefSeq and is a predicted model, not a curated record. NCBI's taxonomy places the organism in Eukaryota, Metazoa, Arthropoda, Insecta, Coleoptera, Buprestidae. The transcript is spliced from 2 exons.